Molecule: messenger RNA, 1608 nt
Organism: Polychytrium aggregatum
Lineage: Eukaryota; Fungi; Chytridiomycota; Chytridiomycetes; Polychytriales
Product: cyclic nucleotide-binding-like protein
Exons: 3
Coding region: 207-1460 (417 amino acids)
Biological process (GO): regulation of protein phosphorylation
Cellular component (GO): cAMP-dependent protein kinase complex; nucleus
Molecular function (GO): cAMP-dependent protein kinase regulator activity
Source: RefSeq, a predicted model, not a curated record
AAACACCGCUACCAUAGGGGCAUCGCCACCCUUCGACCACUCCAACUUCUCCCCUACCGGUUUCUGCCGUUAUCUUGCUGCGUGGUCGUCUCUGUGAUUCUCUCUCUAUCCCUUCCACCACCGCCGCCGCCGACCCCACCAUCCCUUUUUCCUCCCUUCCCCUCUCCUUCCCUUUCCAUCCUCCCGUUCCAUCCACAGCAAGCAUCAUGGCCGAACACUUUUCGCCAGAGCUGUAUACCGUCCCCGUCGCGUUUCCGGCCAUCUUGAAGGAUCUUAACAAGGAGGUCCUGAAGGCCCAACCCGCCGACAUUUACCAGUUUUGCGCAAACUACUUCCAGAAGAAGCUGGAGGAGCAGCGAGUCCAGCUAAUCCAGACAGCUUCUGGAAAAACGCUGGUCCCCGCACAGUCAACAGCCGGAGCCGGGGCUGCACAGUCCCACGAAGGAGAUCAUGACGAUGACGAUGCAAGCGAUGAAGACCAUGACGACGAUAACGAAGAAGAAGAGGAAGAGGACGACGAAGAGGACGAGGAGCCCUACGAGGAGCCCACGGCUCCCCCGCAGAUGCCCGCCACAUACAACCGAGGGCGCCGCACCUCGGUUAGCGCCGAGUCGAUGGCACCGACCCUGGACAAGGACUUUGUCAAGACCGUCAUCCCCAAGACCGAGGAGCAGAAGGGUCGCAUCGAGCGAGCCAUCAAGAACAACUUCCUAUUCAAGAGCCUGGACGAGGAGCAGUACGUCGACGUUGUCAAUGCCAUGGCCGAAAAGCGGGUGCUCACUGGCGAGGAAGUCAUCAAGCAAGGCGGCAUCGGCGACUACUUUUACUGCGUCGAGAUCGGAACGCUGGACGUCUAUGUGUCGCGCAACGGCCAGCCGCCCAUCAAGGUGUUCAACUACGAGGCCGGCGGCAGCUUUGGUGAGCUGGCGCUGAUGUACAACGCGCCCCGUGCCGCCACCGUCGUAGCGACCUCGGACUGCGUCCUCUGGGCCCUCGACCGCGUGACCUUCCGCCGCAUUCUCAUGGAGAACACCUCGCGAAAGCGACGCAUGUACGAAGAUUUCCUCGAGGAGGUGCCGCUCCUGAUCUCGCUCGAGCCGUACGAGCGCCACAAGAUUGCAGAUGCCCUGGAGUCGGUCACCUUCAACGACGGCGAGGUUGUCAUCCGCCAGGGCGAGGCAGGCGAUGCCUUCUUUAUCAUCGAGAACGGCGAGGCCACCGUAACCCAGACCGACGACAAUGGCGUUGACCACAGCGGCUUCCCGAGUCUAAAGAAGGGCGAUUACUUUGGAGAGCUCGCGCUGCUGACAGACAAGCCGCGAAAGGCUACGAUCACUGCCCGCGGCCGCCUAAAGUGCGCCACCCUUGGAAAGAAGGCCUUUGUCCGUCUCCUGGGACCGGUAGUGGACAUUAUCAAGCGAAACGCCUCCAACUACCAGACCUUCUCGGAUCGCAUCUAGACGCCUCUGUCGGGCUUGAGCAUCAAUCCUUCCCACCUCCUCCAUCACCCGUCUCGAUUCCCUCCUUCUCCUCCACCUGCUCUUCCUCCUCCGUCAUUACACAGCUCCGAAAGGAAUGCGCCGUGCACCACCCGGGCCUUUUCGAUCC